GCUGCGCGAUUAUUCGUAGGAUGCUUGCACCCGAGUCUCGUGGCUGUUAGUUUAUAUGAAGUGCGGUCAAAUCAUGCUUAGUCAGCUCUAACCCCGCGCGAAAGGCAGAACGCAAAGCAACGCCGCCAACGCUCAAGCUCCCCGCUCAUCUCUUCUUGUCUCUCCUUCGCCUCGACCCCCCAAGACGCACAGCAGAUUCUGUGCUAGACUACGUCCUAUCCUUCCCUAAUCCUAGAGCUUAGAUUCCUAGACGCGGCUGGAGGCUCUAUACCACCUAUACCAGGCGACCAGUCCACUAGAGACAGCGCAUAGCCCGUUCAACAACCUCGCCGCCAAAAAUGGCUCCGCUAAUGUCUACCAUCCAUUGCGAUACCCCUCCACAGACAUCUAUCGCCUCGAAGGCAGUGACUGCCGUGCAGACCGUCAAGACCGCGAUGUCUGUACCCCAGAACGAACUCAAGAGGUGGAGAAAGACUUUUGACACGAAUGCGCAGACCGUGAUUGAGAGCGAAAAAUUCCUCAACGUUGAGCAGUUCGUGAACGCGAUCGCGCCGAAGUCGGAUUUGACCAAAACGGGACGUACACAGUAUGCGACCCUUUUCCGUGUCGCAGACAGCACCAAGCGGGGUCUCGUCUCCUGGGAUGACUUCGUCAUCUUCGAGACCAUCCUGAAGCGGCCCGAUGCUGACUAUUGGAUUGCCUUCGAAUACUUUGACGUGGACAACUCGGGUACCAUCACGUAUGACGAGUUCAAAAACGUGUUCAAGGCAACAAUUGCGGCCGAGUCGAUUCCCUUCGACUUCGACUGUGACUGGGUGAAGCUCUACCUCGGCAAGAAGAACGGCACUCAUGUACUCGGAUAUAGCGAAUUUACCCAGAUGAUGAAGGGCUUGCAGGGCGAGCGUCUCCGCCAGGCUUUCAAGUAUCUCGAUCAAGACCAGGAUGGCUUCAUUCGGCCCGACCAGUUCAAGCGUAUCAUUAUGGAAAUUGCAGGCCACAAACUCUCUGAUGCGGUUAUCCAGAGGUUACCCACUCUUUGCACCCUUACCCCAGGUGGCCGCAUCACAUAUUCAGAAGUAAACGCUUUCCACAACGUCGUAAGAGAAAUGGACAUGGUCGAACGUAUCAUUCGUGAAGCAACUGCGAAGUCAAAAGAUGGCCGGAUUGACCAGUCCGACUUCCUCAACCACUGCGCGGCCAGCACCCGCUAUGCUCUCUUCACACCUAUGGAGGCCUCCAUCAUCUUCCACUUUGCAGGACGGGGCAGUUCCCAGCAACGUCUUGCACUCAUUGACUUCGCACAGCUCCUUGACCCGCGAUGGAACGCCCCGACUGAAGUUGGAGAGAAGGCGGUCACCGGCUCGUUAACUGCGAUGUCCAUCAUUCACGAAAUCGCGCAGUCGGCGUACAACUUCGGGUUGGGAGGUAUUGCUGGCGCGAUCGGUGCGACGAUAGUAUAUCCUAUCGAUCUUGUCAAGACCCGGAUGCAGAACCAACGUAGCACCGUCGUUGGUCAACUGCUUUACAAGAACAGCCUUGAUUGCGUUAGGAAAGUGUUCCACAACGAGGGCUUUCUUGGUUUCUAUCGUGGCCUUGGCCCCCAGCUGAUUGGUGUCGCACCGGAGAAGGCCAUCAAGCUGACUGUCAAUGACUUUGUUCGCAAGAGGGCAAUGGACCCAGAGACAGGUAGAAUCAAGCUAGGGUGGGAGCUCGUUGCUGGAGGUGGUGCUGGUGGAUGCCAAGUUAUUUUCACGAACCCCUUGGAAAUUGUGAAGAUUCGUCUUCAGAUGCAAGGCGAGGCUGCGAAGCUCGAGGGUGCUGUGUCGAAGGGCGCGGUCCACAUCGUUCGUCAACUUGGUCUAGUCGGUCUUUACAAGGGUGCGUCGGCGUGCCUGCUUCGCGACAUCCCAUUCUCGGCUAUCUACUUCCCGACAUACGCCCACCUCAAAAAGGAUAUGUUCCACGAGGGUUAUAACGGGAAGCAGCUAUCCUUUUUUGAGACCUUGGCAUCUGCUGCGAUUGCCGGCAUGCCAGCAGCCUACCUCACGACGCCUGCGGAUGUCGUCAAGACCCGCCUGCAGACGGAAGCCAAGACUGGGCAGACGAAUUACAAGGGCAUGAUUGAUGCGUUCUCGAAGAUAUACCGGGAAGAAGGCUUCAAAGCGCUCUUCAAGGGCGGCCCUGCCCGGAUUAUCCGUAGCAGUCCGCAAUUCGGCUUCACCUUGGUGGCGUACGAAUACCUGCACAAGUUCGUGCCAUAUCCAUUCAAAGACGAACCCAAGGCUGUGGAAACGGCAUUCACAUCGCAACCAGAAGAUAUGGCGAGGAUACGUGCCCGAAAUGCCCUUCGGAUUCUAUUGGACGUUCAUGGUAACUUCGGUCCCCGCAGUGCAUAGUCGUAGAGACGCUUCAUUUCAUGCUUAUAUGACUUUGGACGGUGUAAUUAUUCGGACUGGUUGUGCGGUAGAAUAUACGGUUUCCACACGCACG
Messenger RNA from Phanerochaete carnosa HHB-10118-sp, 2490 nucleotides. RefSeq lists its product as uncharacterized. The record is from RefSeq and is a predicted model, not a curated record. Gene Ontology annotation, molecular function: L-aspartate transmembrane transporter activity; L-glutamate transmembrane transporter activity; calcium ion binding. Gene Ontology annotation, biological process: L-glutamate transmembrane transport; aspartate transmembrane transport; malate-aspartate shuttle. The transcript has 18 exons. Bases 339 to 2396 code for a protein of 685 amino acids. Lineage: Eukaryota; Fungi; Basidiomycota; Agaricomycetes; Polyporales; Phanerochaetaceae.